UGUUAAAAUUACGUUAUAAUUAAAAAUAGAUCAGUCUCUGUAGUGAUCAAUUUAGGCAUUUUGAGUUUAGAAUGACCGUAGUCCCGAAAAAACUUUCGACCAGACCAGUUAUAACUCCAUCUUAUAUAACGAACGAGACACAUUAGCACAAAGCCGCAAAAAUGUUCAAAAACCACUUAGAAAUGAUUGGGAGGAAUGAGACGGCCAGCAAGAAGGCAAAGUUCUGGCAGUCCUACAUCCGAUCCUUGAAAGGAUCCGAGGACAUCCGCGCUCAGGAGUCGCCACGCACACGCGCCUACAGACCCCUGAGCUUCGGCGGCGAACUGCCACACCACUUCAGGAGUAUCUACGACGAUCUUGCCGCCCCGGCGGAGCGCAUCUCCGGUCCUGGAUAUCGCUACCUUCCGGUCCACCGCGAGACGUACGGAUACUCGCCCAGACCCAUCUACACCAGCAACUACAGACCAAGCUAUGAACCAAGACACUACGAUCCAGAGAAGGCUUGGAAUGAUCAUCUCGAUCGCAUGGCUGAACUCGAGAGGAGAUAUCCAUCACGCUAUGGAUUGUACUUAAAAGACAAACCCAGUUUUGCUCUUGGUCCACUCGAAUAUGAACCAGAAACGAAGCCGUCUGGAAAUCGCGCCUCUAGCGUGCCGCCGCCAUCGUUCAGGGCCGGAAGUGUGCCACCGCUACGCGCUGGCAGCCCGUUUCGCGAACUGAGUGUGCCGCGUGGUCUGCGCGCCAGUUCCGUGGAUCCUCUGGACAAUUUGCUGGACAAUUUGCGCUUGCCACUCUACUCCACCGGAAGAUCGCCAACGCCCGUGAAGGCGGGACGUUGGGCACCACGUCCUUCCGAAAUCGCCUAUGACUCUGAUGGUCUGCCAAUCUUUACGCGUGGUGGCCUGACACCCGAAACGUUCGAUCGCCUGAGGAAUCCUAGCCCGGCGAUGCCGCUGUCGGCAAUCACGAGGGAUCCCUGGUGGUGGGAUCUGGGAGACCUCCGACCGGCCUACUACCCAUUCAACCGCUCGCCGUCGCUGCUGAGGGACUCCUUCUUGUCGCCCGUGAAGCGCCGCUACUUGUGGACAAAGCACCCCAUUCGCCCCUUCGAUGACUUACUCUUAGACUUCUAAAUAUCACUACCCUUGUUUCAAGUUUUCUUGCCCAUGUGGAUCGCUAUUGGUAACUGGUUUGAUGAUGAUGGAGAAAAAGUGUUUUCUCGACAAAAUUGCUGCCUAAUCAAAUCGAAAUUUGUGCAAAAAUCUACUAAAAACACAUGAUCACCUUUUUCGCCCUACUUUUUCUAUUGAUUUUCUCUCAAAAAAAUGUAAAUCAUUUCUCGU
Messenger RNA from Phlebotomus argentipes, 1343 nucleotides. RefSeq lists its product as uncharacterized. Bases 162 to 1133 code for a protein of 323 amino acids. The transcript is spliced from 9 exons. Lineage: Eukaryota; Metazoa; Arthropoda; Insecta; Diptera; Psychodidae. The record is from RefSeq and is a predicted model, not a curated record.